This is a messenger RNA of Lates calcarifer (barramundi perch), 7005 nucleotides long. It is a transcript of the gene ppfia3, whose product is annotated as PTPRF interacting protein alpha 3. Gene Ontology annotation, cellular component: presynaptic active zone. Gene Ontology annotation, molecular function: protein binding. Gene Ontology annotation, biological process: synapse organization. The record is from RefSeq and is a predicted model, not a curated record. Lineage: Eukaryota; Metazoa; Chordata; Actinopteri; Centropomidae.
AGAGAGAGAGAGAGGGAGGGGAUGGGGCAGGCUGGUAACCGGGCUGUAACGGGGAUAACCUGCAGCCUCUCGCCUCUCAGACGCUCUGAUGGAGUGAACCGGGCAACGAUGCGCGUUUAUUUCCGUUCUCUGUCGAUCAUGGAGAGGGUUCACGUCUCCUCUCAGUGAAGCCCGGGCCAGGAGGGGUCAGAGGUCGCCCACCCAUAAAUCUGCACUUCUCCCCUCUUUACCCCCCCGACACCUCCCCCACCUCCCCACACUGUCCUCCCCCCCAAACUCACCAUAACCUCACUUUUGCCACAAACUCCAGCCCCCUCCCUGCACCUGUUUCCUGCCUGCCAGCCUCAGCCAAUCAGCUCCAGAGAACCUGCUGUAGAAAAGCAACUUGAGCGUUUCAUGACGAGAGCCGAUCACUCCCUCACCAGACGCUGCACCCAGGUGUCCCUAGUCGUCCUCUCAGAUUAACGCCUCUCACAUCCAGGGCUUCAAGAUGAUGUGCGAGGUGAUGCCCACCAUCUCCGAGGAUGGGCGCGGCGGAGGGGGAGGCGGCUCGUCCUCCCCGGCCGGCGGCGGAGGAGGGAUGGGCGGAGGAGGGAUGGGAGGCAUGGGGGCCUACGGCAGCCGGGACCCCCGCGCCUCUGGUGGAGGUGGCGGCGGCGGAGGAGGAGGAGACGAAGGAGGAAGCACGGGCAACCUGGAGUCGCUGAUGGUGAACAUGCUGACGGAGAGGGAGAGGCUGCUGGAGAGCCUGAGGGAGACCCAGGAGAGUCUGGGGACGGCCCACCUACGACUGCGGGAGCUGGGCCACGAGAAGGAGUCGCUCCAGAGGCAGCUGUCCAUCGCCCUGCCACAGGAGUUUGCAGUGCUGACCAAAGAGCUGAACCUCUGCCGGGAACAGCUGCUGGAGAGAGAGGAGGAGAUAGCAGAGCUGAAGGCAGAGAGGAACAACACACGGCUGCUGCUCGAACAUCUGGAGUGCCUGGUGUCCCGCCACGAGCGCAGCCUGAGGAUGACCGUGGUCAAGAGGCAGGCCCAGUCCCCAGCCGGGGUCUCCAGCGAGGUGGAGGUCCUCAAAGCCCUCAAGUCCCUGUUCGAGCACCACAAAGCUCUGGAUGAGAAGGUGCGGGAAAGGCUGCGAGUGGCUUUGGAGCGAGUGGCGGUCCUGGAGGAGGAGCUGCAGUCCUCCUCUCAGGAGGUUGUGUCUUUAAGGGAACAAAUCAAGCGACGGCAGCAAGGACUAGACAACGGCAAAGAGCGGCUUCCUAACGGACCUUCCUCCAUCUUGGACGACGGAGAAAUCGACAGGCAGAGGGAGGGCGAGAUCGAGCGGCAGAGGUCGGAGCUGGGACAGUUGAAAGAGAGACUGGCCCUCAUGUGCAGACAGGUCGGGGAGAUCGAGGAGCAGCUGACGUCGGCCAGGAGGGAGCUGGCCCGAUCGGAGGAGGCCAACCAGAAACUACAGAGGGACGUGAAAGAGGCACUCUGUCAAAGGGAAGACAUGGAGGAGAGAAUCACCACGUUAGAACGCAGGUACCUGAGCGCCCAGAGGGAGGCAACGUCUCUCCACGACAUAAAAGAUAAACUAGAGAACGAGUUGGCCAGCAAAGAGUCUCUCUACAGACAGAGCGAGGAGAAGAACCGGCAGCUCCAGGAGCGUCUAGACGACGCCAAGCAGAAGCUGCAGCAAACUCUGCAGAGGGCCGAGACGCUGCCUGAGAUCGAGGCCCAGCUCGCCCAGAGAGUGGCAGCACUCAACAAGGCGGAGGAGCGUCAUGGCAACUUUGAGGAGCGACUGCGACAGAUGGAGGCGCAACUGGAGGAGAAGAACCAGGAGCUACAGAGGGCGAGGCAGAGGGAGAGGAUGAACGACGAACACAACAAGCGUCUCUCCGACACGGUGGACAAGCUUCUGUCUGAGUCCAACGAGAGGCUGCAGCUCCAUCUGAAGGAGAGGAUGGCCGCCCUGGAAGAAAAGAACGCCCUGUCUGAGGAGCUGUCGAACAUGAAGAAACUCCAGGAUGAUCUCUUAGCAAACAAGGACCAACUGAUAGCGGAGCUGGAACGGCUUCAGCUGGAGUUAGAUCAGCUGAGAGCCAGACCCGGGGGCUCCUAUUCCAGUCGCUCUCUGCCAGGCAGCGCUCUGGAGCUGAGGUAUUCCCACGGGGGCGGGUCCCUCCCAGCAGGUUCCACCACUCACCUGGAUCCCUUCGGUAACGCCUCCACCGGGGGCGUGGUCAGGCGAAGCCACCGGGCCCGUUGGAGCUCUGCCCGAGAGGACUCCACCAAGUACCCAGACUGGGAGAGCGGGGGCCUGCUGGGGACCGGGUUCGAGCCGGGCAUGGACGUGGGCUGCUCCGACGACGAGGACGACGGGGAGCCUCGGUUUGGCUCCGAGCUGCUGUCGCCCAGCGGACAGACGGACGUGCAGACCCUGGCCAUCAUGCUGCAGGAACAGCUGGAGGCCAUCAAUAAGGAGAUCAAACUGAUCCAGGAGGAGAAGGAGAACACAGAGUUGCGGGCCGAGGAGAUUGAGAGCCGGGUCAGCGUGGCUUUGGACAGCCCGCCCAUCCCUCCGACCUCCCUGGGGAGAGACGGCACAGGACGGGGUUUCAUCCCCUCGUCCAUCACGUCCUCCACCCUGGCCUCCCCCUCUCCCCCCAGCUCUGGACACUCCACCCCUCGCCUGCCUCACUCCCCGGCCCGCGAGACCGACAGACAGAACAACAAAGAUGAUGAUCGGUCCCUCGCUCUUCUCGACUCUACGCCUCCUCCCACUCCUCGUGCGCUGCGAUUGGACAGGAUGACCCUCACCCACCCGGGCGCGAUGCUCGACGACCCCCGGGAGUUUCGCAGUCUCUCGGCAGAUGGCAGCAGCUCCAACAGCAGCCAAGAUUCUCUCCACAAGUCCAGCAAGAAGAAAAGCAUCAAGUCUUCCAUCGGUCGGCUUUUUGGAAAGAAGGAGAAAGGGAGGAUGGGCCAGCCGGGACGGGAUGGAUCUGCUUCUCUUGCAUCUACACCCUCUGAGGACCUGGCCUCCGGAGACCCGAUGGGGAUGAACAAGACUGGGACUCUGGGUCCUGCAGAUAAAGAUCGCCGCAGCAAGAAGAAGCACGAGCUGCUGGAGGAAGCCUGUCGCCAAGGACUUCCCUUUGCAUCCUGGGACGGACCGACUGUUGUAUCUUGGUUGGAGCUGUGGGUGGGGAUGCCGGCCUGGUACGUCGCAGCCUGUCGCGCGAACGUGAAGAGCGGCGCCAUCAUGGCCAACCUGUCGGACACCGAGAUCCAGAGGGAGAUCGGCAUCAGUAACCCGCUGCACCGCCUCAAACUGCGGCUGGCCAUCCAGGAGAUGGUGUCCCUCACCAGCCCGUCCGCCCCGGCCAGCACUCGAUCUUCGACCAGUAACGUUUGGAUGACCCACGCUGAGAUGGAGUCCCUGAACGCCGCCACCAAGCCUCCGGAGCUGAAAGAGUUCAGCUGGGAUCAGAUCCUGGCCUACGGCGAUAUGAAUCAUGAGUGGGUGGGCAACGACUGGCUGCCCAGCCUGGGCCUGCCGCAGUAUCGCAGCUACUUCAUGGAGUCCCUGGUGGAUGCCCGCAUGUUGGACCACCUGACCAAGAAGGAGCUAAGAGGACAGCUCAAAAUGGUGGACAGCUUCCACAGGGUCAGUUUGCAUUACGGCAUCAUGUGCCUGAAGCGGCUGAAUUACGAUCGCAAAGAGCUGGAAAGGAGGCGAGAGGAGAGCGCCCACCAGAACAAAGAUGUGAUGGUGUGGUCCAACGAGCGCGUGAUGUGCUGGGUGCAGACCAUCGGCCUGAAGGAGUACGCCGACAACCUCCGUGAGAGCGGCGUCCACGGGGCUCUGCUGGCUUUAGACGACACCUUCGACUACACCGACCUGGCCCUGCUGCUGCAGAUCCCCAAUCAGAACACACAGGCCAGACAGCUCCUGGAGCAAGAGUACAACUCCCUCAUCUCCAUGGGAACCGAGAGACGACCCGAUGAGGAUGGAACGAAGACGUUCACACGCUCGCCCUCCUGGAGGAAGAUGUUUAGGGAGAAAGACCUACGGGGCGUGACCUCUGACUCUGCCGAGACCCUGCCUGCUAACUUCCGUGCCUCAGCCAUCUCCACGCCCUCCGUUACCCUGAGAAAGGUUCAGAGUGAUGCCAACUCUGGUGCCCGGGGUGAAUCUGCCUCAGUGAGGACGUACUCCUGUUGAAGGGGCUGAGGGCGCUGACUGGAUUGGGACUAGAGGACCCUCUCGCUCAUCCACGGAGAAAGAAGCAAUUAAUAUAACCAUUUAACUUAAAAAUAAAUCUAUCGGUCUGACCAUUCUGCAAUAACAGAAGCAAAAGGAAUAAAGGGGGAAAAUGACAUGAAGAAUGUAUGAAUGUAUUUUCCGACCAGACGGGGGUGGAGGGAGCUGGAGGAAGGUCGAACGGGGGGAUCAGCUGUUUUCUCUCUCAGUCUCUCUCUUCCUGUCGUUCUGUCUUUGCUCUUCCUCUCUCAGCGAGACUAAAGGACAACGGCGGUGUUGGUUAGGUUUGUACCCCACUCCUCCCCCCCGACCCUCCCCCCGUCUGUCUUUCAUUCCUGUCGGUGUCUGCACACAGUCAGCAGAGUUGGCGAUAUCAGGGCUUAUUUUUCCUACCUUUAGAGGAAACCACUCGCUGCCAUUUCUUCUCUUUACAGUACAAAAACAACUAAACAUGUCGCCUUACAACUUCUGCUCAGCAGCAGGUGUUUUUAUCGAGAGUCGGGGCAGGAGUUGAACCUCACCGUAAAGUUUUUGGAUUUUAAAACCAAGAGGGGGGGAUGUUUUAAACUGCUCUAAACAACACCGGAGUUCUCCUUUCUACUCACGAGGUGGCUGGUGUCUAGUGUCGGCUAUUGUGGCUCUAUUGUCGGCUUCUAUGGUCCCAUCAGGGGCGUCGGAGUGUCCCCAAUUGAGUCGGAGCGGUGUAGUAAAUUCAGACCACCAUUUAGCUCCGACCACAUCAGAGGUAGGGGGUUAGGGGAGGUGGGGGGGGGACCCUCUUCAAGCUUUUGUCUAUUGGCACCUUGAAAACCGAUAGGCUGAGUAAUUUCUUUUGAAGGGAGCCCAUUAUAGAGAUCAAAGGCACAGAGGUGGAUGGGACAGGGUGGAGCGAGGCCACGGAGGGAUUGUGGUCAGUCCAAUCCAUAAAGUCGUGUCGGGGCCAGGCUCUAGAAAAGGCGUUCUUUACGAGGAGUUCGUUUUAACUUGGCUUUGUCGAUGUUAAAGGAGCCCUGCUCGGAGACAGAACUGUUGUCUGUGGCUCUGGACGUUAUAAAGUUUGGAAAAAUUAGUCGCAGCGCUGUCGUCUGCACUGUCCUGCCUUGAGGAGCUUGAGACUUGGCGUGGGGUUAGAAAUCGGCGUGCAUUUAGGUGUGGGUGAGUUAGUUUAAUGAAAGACUUUCAACCUGCAUCGUGGGAAAUGUAGGAUCCAGUGUGUCAUGAGUUUGACCCACACUAGGAACUAAAAAGUCAGAAUAUCUCUGCUUCUGCUGCCUCAGUUUUGACGAUUCUAUCUCUUGUGAGACGCAGAUUUCUCAAGCUUAAUAAUGUAAUGUUUAUCAUAUUCUAAUGUUUUAUAGAUAAAGAUAAAAAGCUACUGUGUUUUGUGAAGCCAAAUUGUGAAAAAUCCAAUUGAAACAUUUGGUAAACAUUUGUAACUGGAGACUUGGUGACUCAGUAGAUGAUUUUCUCACUUUUCAGCCACGUCAGCCACCUGUGUUUGGGGGAUUAUUCCACCACUUUGGUCCGGUCUGAAAUACCUCAACAACUACUGUGUGGAUUUCAUGUCAUUCAUGGUCACCUGAGGAUGAUUUGUAAUACCUUUGGUGAUCCUCUGAUUUUAUAUCUAGCACCAUCAUCAGGUUAAAUCUUCAGAUUAGACUGAAUAUUUUGUUUUUUUGUGCAGUUAGUGUGACGAUAAUCCCUCCUGGUUGGAGUUUAAAAUGUUAAUAAGUUAGAAACAAAGUUAUUCUGGAGGAGAAUGUAAACAAGUAAAAUUGGUUUUUCACAACAUGGCAACCCAAAAAGUAGCUUGUUCCCAGCCUAUAAAACAUGAAAAAUAUGUAUUAACUUACAAAAUCCCUUUGUAAAGUAGAAAGUGGUGCUUAAGUUUUAAUUAUAUUAAGAAGCCAGACUCGGACUCGAAUUCCUCACUAGCCCUCCAUGAUCGUUGUGUGGUUUAUGACCUGUAAUCAUCAGCUCAGGGUCUUGGGUAAUCCUGAUGAUGGGAGAGGCGACAGAGAGACAAAACAGCGACUCAGAGGGAGGAAAGAAAACAAAACAAAAAAAAAAAACAGGAUGGACAGAAGCUGGUCAUUUUACCGCACACACAAGCCAUAAUAACAGAAAUCAAGAGCUCUCUGGGGGUGGGGGAGGAGGAAGGGGGGAAGAAUCAGGGUGGGGGAGAUCAGAGAGAGGCAGGAAGAGAGGGGCGAGCCCGAGGAAGCCCAGGAAACAAAACCUUUAGCCUCUGUGUUUACGAUGCAUGUCAAACAAACGACAAUGACCUAAAAACAUUUUUUUGGUGGUGAAGAUGAUAUGAGGUGUCGUUAAAAAAAAUAUAUAUCUGUAUGAUAAACCUACAGGGGUGGGAGCCUGGGGAUCAAUUUGUAAAAUGUGUGUAUUUUUUUCAGUUGUAUUUUUUAUUUUUUACGAUAACUAUUUAUUUUCUUUAGGUAUGUAUUGGAUAAAUGUAUGUACAUGUUCUGUUCCUUCUUGGCUUCAUUUGAACUAGUUUUAAAAGUAAAUAUGAAACAUUGAAAAUGGUCAUUCAAAUAUGCUACUGUAUGUGUACAUUUUGAGAACAAAUUGUGCAAUGAUUUAACAGAUUUCCAUGAUUAAAGUGAUAGUAAUACAAAUUGAAAAAUAUCAUCUGGAAAAUAAACAAUAAUGAUGAUGAUGAUAAUGAAAAUGGUGAUGUAAAAGAAGAAAAAAAUAAAGCGAUCCAGGUGGAUCUGCUGAUCAUCAAA